AUGAGAUUCGCUUGUCUCUGUAAACUACAAGCUCCUUGCUUUCUAUGCUCAAGGCUAGAUCAUGUGUUUAGCAAUGAGAAGUCGAGGUUCUAUGUGGAUUUAAUUUGUACAUUCCAUAAACCAGAGAUCUCAUCUUUCGCUUAUUGUCAUGUUCAUCGAAAGCUUGCGAAUGUCAAUGAGAUGUUUGAAGGAUGCCUGGUUUCAUUUGCCACUAAGAAGAAGUCGAAUAGCAAAAUUUAUAGAUUGUUGGUGGGUAAACUAGGUAUUGAGAUUGAUGAGAAUGUUGAUGGAGAAGAUGUUGAACUCACUUUACUGACAAAGGAUCAUAUGUCAGGUUCUUCAGUCACGAAUCGUUGCUCUUGUUGCUUUGUGCCUUUUAGACACAAGUCUAUUAGAGUCAAUGAGAGAUUGAGCAGAAAAAUGGAAAGCUCUCUAGUAUCACCUUCAACUCAUCAUUUAAAAAAUCACAGAGUUGAUCGCUUGUCUCAUGUCGGUUAUAGCGAAGUUAAAGCUAAUUCUGAUUCUGAGUUGGAAAACCCAUUAUCAGAAGAUGCUGAAGACCUUAAGGAAGAUCAACUACUUAAUGUUGGCGAGGCUCGUGAGUUGAGCCCUAGUCCUAGAGUUCAUGUGCAAGGAGAUGAUUUGAAGUUUUUUGAUGCGUCAAGCUCCACUAUAUUGCAAAACAUUACAAAAACUCUUUCUAUUGAGAGAAAUGAGUCUGGUUUUGAAUCAUUUGAUGGGACUAUAGUUAGUGAAAUCGAAGGAGAAAGUUCAGUGGAUCGGUUGAAGAGACAAGUUGAGUUAGAUAGGAAAUCAAUGUACCUUCUAUAUAAAGAAUUGGAAGAGGAAUGA
Molecule: messenger RNA, 852 nt
Organism: Asparagus officinalis (garden asparagus)
Lineage: Eukaryota; Viridiplantae; Streptophyta; Magnoliopsida; Asparagales; Asparagaceae
Product: myosin-binding protein 1-like
Exons: 2
Coding region: 1-852 (283 amino acids)
Molecular function (GO): myosin binding
Source: RefSeq, a predicted model, not a curated record